AUGUAUCUGCUGGUCCUCGUUCAGAUCUUUCAGUCCUCUCUGCUGGUGGUCCGCUCCUGUCCAGCUUUGUGUGCCUGCACCAGUGGGAACAGCGGACUAGCAGAGCUCAGGUUGGUGCAGUGCAGUGAUCCUGGAAUCUCAGUCGUUCCCAUUAAUGUCCCAGCUGACACAGUCAAACUGCGUCUCGAGAAGACCUUGCUCUCCAGGGUGCCUCGUGCAGCCUUCUACAACCUCUCAGAGCUGCGUUUUUUGUGGCUCACCUACAAUUCCAUCAUAUCCAUCCACCCCAGCAGCUUUGUUAACCUGAAGGCCCUGCGAGAGUUGCGUCUAGAUGGGAACCUCCUGACAUCCUUUCCCUGGGAAGGGCUCAGGGACAUGCCCCGCCUCCAGACUCUGAGUCUUAACAACAAUCGUCUGUCUAGUCUCCCUGCCCACGCUUCUCUGUUUCUCCCCAACAUCACCUACCUUGACCUGUCUAGCAACAGGCUGACUAUAUUACCUGCUGAGCUGCUGGACCUAUGGUUUCCUCUCCCAGGACAACAGGGAGGACCAGUUCAAAGGAGAAUUUUGGGUUUGCAUGACAACCCCUGGUUGUGUGACUGCCAGAUCUCCAUGGUGAUGUCAUUGUCCAUGUCACUGGGAAGUCCUGUAGUUCUCAUGGACCAGCUGCUGAUAUGCAGCAGGUCUCUAGGUCAGUCAGGGAUCCUAUUGACCCAGGUUGAGCUGUCCCGCUGUAUGAGGCCUUCAGUCCAGCCUGCAGCCACCAGAGUCAUCUCUCCAUUGGGCAGCAAUGUAAUCCUCCGCUGUGAUGCCACUGGCUAUCCCACCCCAACCCUUACCUGGAUCAAAACCUCAACAUACGCUGAUUGUUGCAAGAAAGACAUCCUGGAGAACUCUGACCAGCUACCCAGGAAUUUGGAGAGUUGUAAGUGGUACUAUGUUUUUUCCAAACACAAAUCUGAUACUCCUGUCACAGCAGAGGUGAAAUAUUUUAUUUCAUGUCUAUGGGAUUUAAUUAUAUUACUCAGCCUUAUGGCUUUAACUACUAACUGGAUGGAACAUGCAGAGAGCUUAAACUGUGUACCAUUUUAUGUUUCAGUUAUGCAGGAAUCUCCUCGGGUGGGGGUUCGCUGGUCGAUAAUCAGCCUGAACGGGUUAUCAUACAAAGAUGCUGGUGAAUAUCGCUGCCAGGCACGGAAUAUGGCAGGAAUAGCUGAAGCCCCAAUUAAACUGAAGGUUGUGGGAGUAACAAGAUUAUCCCGUCUUCCAAAGAAGAAGUCCCAAAAGACUUCGCCCAAAUCAUCAUCAAAAUACAGGAAAUCAAACCAGACUAUGACUACUGCCAACACUCCUUCAGUGAAGGAGAAUCAGAUAAGCAUCACACCACCUUACAUCAGCAAGACCCAGACCACCCCUGAUCUGGUGUUCAAAAUGUUCCCUGUAGACAAAAGGAGCAAAUUGAACUUGCCAGAUGCAAAGAGAAAGACUCAAGCAUCCAUCAAGUCUACUCGUGAGCCCCCUGAAAAAUCUCUGUUGUCAGAAACACUUGUAUGAGAAACACUGAAGUUGGUCAGGGUCAGUUACUUGGUCUAUUUCAACAAGGGGAUGGAACUGCAUAUAAAACCUCAUUGUUUGUGAACUUCUAGUUAUAGUGUUCCAGCCUUUUUAUGGGCCUUUCUGCACUGCAAAAUACAAUUUGUUCAUGAGCUGUCCUGU
Scatophagus argus is the source of this 1716-nucleotide messenger RNA. RefSeq names its product leucine-rich repeat, immunoglobulin-like and transmembrane domains 3b (gene lrit3b). The transcript has 6 exons. Gene Ontology annotation, molecular function: protein binding. The record is from RefSeq and is a predicted model, not a curated record. NCBI's taxonomy places the organism in Eukaryota, Metazoa, Chordata, Actinopteri, Scatophagidae. The coding region runs from base 1 to 1554 and encodes 517 amino acids.